GGGCUCGGGAGGGGCAGAGACGCGAAAAAGACGCCUGGCAAUUUAUGCAGGAAGAGCGUAUUUCAUAGCAGUUAUGAGCGAACCAGCAAAGCUACUUAUUUAUUUUUGUGGGAGUAUUCGUGGCGGAAGAGAUGAUGCGGCUUUGUACAAGCGUAUAAUAGAUCAACUAAAACAAUACGGCGAGGUUCUGACGGAACAUAUCGGAGAUCCCAACCUUAUGGAAAAAGAGAAAGGUAUGACGAUCAACCACUUACUUUGUCCAACGUGGCCUCUACAGGACAUUCUUUCCACCCUAACUCUCUAAUACCCAGUGCAAUUACAGAUUUUUGCACUGCAUUGCGUAACACUUUUGUUUGAGUUAUAAACUAAGUCUCCUCCCCCUGCUCCUUGCUUACCUCACCUCACCACGCCUAGAGCUCCGCUCCGUCUCCCGUUUCGACCCACCACGCCCAGAGCGUUGUUUCGUUCAAUCAAGUGAAUAUGAUGCCAUACACAUCAUUAAAGUUGACCAAUAAAAUUUUGAUUAUAAAAAUACCUUUUUUAAACUUCUCUGGGGAGAUUAAGUGUGGUGUUGGCUUGAGUUUGGUAGAGGUGCGCUUUGUCAUCACGGAAGAUCGACGGACCGGAAGUGAUAAAUUGUAGGUCAUGGUGGAGACAAGGCAAAAUUUUGUCCUGGUUUUCUUUUUUCAAUCCCAAAUUUGCUUGGUUUUAAAACUGUUGUCGACUGUUUUUCCUUUUUUUUGAUGGCUAAAUGUUGUUUUUUUAAAUAAAAUCGAAAGUUUUUGUUCUUUUUCAAAAAGUUAUGCAUCAGUCAAUUACAACCCCCUGUCCUUGACAGAUGAGCUAAUCAGCUUUUUUUUCAGUAAUAUCCUCUGUGUAUGCUGAUAGGAAACUGCGUGCGUGUCUUGAAAAAGCUCGGGAAUAGCCCCGGGGUUGGUAAAUGCCUGGCCACCGGGAAGUACAAAAUUUGCAAAUGCGUCCCAUCCCCGGGACUGAAAAGGCAGGCAAAUGCCCCACAGUAGCCCGGGCGGGGGCUGGGCGCAGCUGGAAUUGACUGAUGCAUUAAUUCCAUGUUUGCUUGGUAUAUUUCAGGUAGUGAUAAAUUCAUUCAUGAUCGGGACGUCGCUUGGUUGUUGAAAUCUGACGGUAAGUGUGUAAGCUAUCUUUAUUUACAACUAUUUUCAGAAAAUCUAACAACAUCGCAUAACUCGACGAGAUCUUGCAUGUGCAAGGCCCUUUUUUAGGCCCUCAAUACUUAUACAUUGUUAAAAGAAACUUGCACAUGCACCUGCCAUACUCUGCAGACUGGGGGAUACUAACAGAGGUUGGAAACUCCCUGAUGGUGCACAAGUCUUAAUUGUUUCUUUGUUCAGAAAUUGUAACGGAAUAAAUUAAUGCAGCAUUUUUUAUUAGUCACUAAGAUCGAAAUAAUAGGAAUGCUACUGAACACAUUUCAUAAAUAUAUAACAAAAGAGUCUGAUGCACUUCAUAACCAUUCCGCUCUAUUAACUAUGAUAUAAAAAUCUAGGGUUACUUUAUAUUUUCUCUUAGUCCAAACAAUGAUCUUUAUUUCUGUUUUACAGCAUUAGUUGCUGAAGUUACCCAGCCUUCCCUGGGAGUGGGAUAUGAAAUAGGGCGAGCAAUAGAAAACAAGAAGAAGAUUCUGUGUCUGUUUAGGCCUGAUAGUGGAAAAUGUAAGUUGAUGGUCUCAUUUUUUAAAACUAAUACUGUAUUAUCAUCAAUCACAUUGUGAGAUAUGUCACUUUUGUUUGUUUUCUAUUAGCUCUUUCUGCAAUGAUCCGAGGAGCAAUUGAUGACAAUGUGGUGGUGAAAGAUUACAAAGAAGAGGAUAUACCUCACAUCCUGGAAGAGUUCUUUAAAUCUUUAUGAAAAACUCAACUGUCUUCUUACCCUGUACAUGGAAAAAAGGAUGCUAGUAGAUCAGAGGGGACCUGUUUAGUAACAAUUAAAUUUCAUUGCAUUUGCAAGAAAUAUUUGGUCUCUGAAGUUAAUCUGUAGACUACAAAUGCUUACAUUGAAAAAGUUAAACCUUUGCACAACAGUAGUGGCUGAGACUAACAUUUGGCUAUUAUGUAGAGUAGGACUGAUGGUUUUUUAACAAGCUAUGAAAGACACAUCUGUGUAUAGAACCCC
This is a messenger RNA of Porites lobata, 2154 nucleotides long. The record is from the annotation of a GenBank genome assembly. NCBI's taxonomy places the organism in Eukaryota, Metazoa, Cnidaria, Anthozoa, Scleractinia, Poritidae.